AUGUCGGGUCCAGGCGUCGGUUUCGAGUAUCCUCCCCAGCAAGUCUCUUGGCUGAAGCGAGAUGUGCUGCUCUUCGCAAACAGCAUUGGUGCCACGGCCGACGAGCUUCACCUCCUCUACGAGCUUCACCCCAAUUUCGCCGUUUUCCCUACCUAUCCCAUCAUUCUGUCUUUCAAAGGCAACACCCAAGAAGUCAUUGACUUUUACGCCGCCUCCAAGGCCGUCAAGAUCCCCGGCGUCCCUGAAUUCGACUACCGCCGCGUGGUAGACGGCCAGCGAAAGAUGGAAUUCUUCAAAGCCCUCCCCACCACCUCCGAAGGCAAGAAGUUCGAAUCCAGAACCAAGGUCCUCGGCGUUUACGACAAGGGCCGACCCGGCACAGUCCUCGACGUGCAGACCGAUCUUGUCGACACUGCUACCGGCGACGUCUACAGCCGUGUCACAACCAGCUCAUUCUUCGUCGGUCAGGGCGGCUGGCACGGUCCCAAGGGUCCUGCUACCAAGAACUUCCCUCCUCCCAAGGACAAGCAGCCCGAUGCUGUUCUCGAGCACCAAACCACCACCGAGUCGGCCCUGCUGUACCGCCUGAACGGCGACUACAACCCUCUGCAUGCUACUCCCGAGCCUGGUCAGAAGAUGGGCUUCGGAGGUGCCAUUAUGCACGGCCUGUACUCGUGGAACACCACCUGCCAUUUGAUUCUCAAGACUCUUGGUGGCAGCGACCCUGCCAAUAUCAAGGAGUACCAGGCCCGUUUUGCAAGUCCCGUCAAGCCGGGCGACAAGUUGGUUACUAGGGUUUGGCGCACCGGCGAGAAGCAAGGCGACUUUGAGGAGAUUCGAUUUGUGACUGAGGUUGCGGGUGGUAAGGUGUGCCUGAGCAAUGGGCGUGCUUUGGUGAAGGUUGUUGGAGGUGUUGCUAGCAAGCUGUGA
Molecule: messenger RNA, 930 nt
Organism: Pochonia chlamydosporia 170
Lineage: Eukaryota; Fungi; Ascomycota; Sordariomycetes; Hypocreales; Clavicipitaceae
Product: peroxisomal dehydratase
Exons: 3
Coding region: 1-930 (309 amino acids)
Cellular component (GO): peroxisome
Source: RefSeq, a predicted model, not a curated record